Messenger RNA from Diatraea saccharalis (sugarcane borer), 3690 nucleotides. The record is from the annotation of a GenBank genome assembly. Lineage: Eukaryota; Metazoa; Arthropoda; Insecta; Lepidoptera; Crambidae.
AUGCUUGAACCUCACGGUAGCCCAAUGAAGUGGCCGGGUACGGGAGUGGAAGAAGAGGCGGGCGAAGCAGCUUUGCAGAGCGCUCGCGCCCCACAAACUCGUACCCAAGAUGAUGCCGCUGUUCAUUACGUAUUUCAAAGAGAGUCUCAAGAAGCUGAGUUGCCUUCAUUAACUCCAAAACAACGUUGGGCAGUCGGCGACGAUCCAUUAACUGAAAAUCAAGAUAAAUGGAAGAAUCCUACAACAAUCACUAUGAAUAAUAUGCAGCAACAAGGCCCUAAUGUGCCUUUAAAAAAUUCCCAAACAAAUCAACAGCAAUUCAUUAAUCAAGCUAUAGCUUCCUCUGUAGGAACCUUGGCUAUAAACCCAUCAGUAAUUGGAAGCCAUCCAGCACAUCUGGCUACUAAUAUGGUUCAUACUCAACUGGCACCUUUGCAAAAUCACACUUUGGGAAAUAAUAUGACUAUACAAAACAAUGCUAUGAUGCUUCAACCUCUUCAAGGUAUGCAAAAUGCUCAAUUGGGGCAACAAGGGUUAUAUGAUAUACACCAACACCCUGGAACACCAAUGCAAGCCAUGAAUGGUAUUGGUAAAAGUGCAGAACAUCUAAUGUAUUUAAGUCAAGCUGGAAUGCUUGCACCAGGGACUAAUCAGUUCUUGCAACAAGGUCAAAACCAGCUUGGUCUCACAUCUGUUCCAGGUAUCAGAAAUCAGAUUGCACCUGCUGCGAAAAAACUUUGGGAUAAAGGCCCCGGCGCUGGUGGUGACAGCAAAGGCCCACCGCACCUCCCUCCUCUACAACUGAAUCCAGAGCAGAUGUGGCGAGACCCAACAUGGUCUGCUCAAGCUGUUGAGCAUAAUGUGGGAGUGCCGAUGAUGAGCACGCGACGAGGAGUCGCAUUUCCCGGUGGAGAUGCAGGCAGUAUUUUGUCUCCUCGAGAUACAGCUGGACUUGGAGUCAAGAUGGUUGAAUAUGUAUUGGGAGGAUCUCCCACAGAAGCUGGAGGAGUUGCAACCGGUGGUGGGGGUGAGAAAGUAGCCGGUGUUGUAGCGGGUUUACGAGGAAUGGUUCUUGAGGAGCGUCCCGAAGAUAAGUCAGCAUCGCCAUUCGAAAAAGAUCUUCACGAACUUCACGAGCAUGGACCUUUACCCAAUGGACUUCAUAAUGGUCAAGAAGACGACAAAGCCUUCAACCGUACGCCUGGAUCUCGACAACCGUCUCCGGCCGAGGAGGAGGCAGGCGUUGGACCAGCGGUCCGUAACGGUGACGCAGCCGCUUUCCAACUGUUGCCGCCGCACCAUCUGCCACAGCAGCCGCCUUUGCAUCAUCUGCCGCAUCUCUCGCAUCCCCAGCCACACCCUGGAAUGUUAGGUGUCGCGCCCCUUCAAGGAUUGCCUCAUCAGCAUCCACAAAUUCACCCUGGCAUGACAUUAAACGACUCUAUGAAUCAGCACAUUGAACUCGUUUUACAAAUGGAGCAGCAUCCACAGUUUGACAACAAUAGUUUUGCUAGCACACAACAAGUAAAUUACGGCGGUGUGGGUGGCGUGGGCGGUGUAGGCGGCGUGGGCGGCGUGGGCGGUGUGGGCGGCGUGAGUGGCGCGGGUGGAGGCGUGGCGGCGGGCGCGGGCCUCGUUAACGGUGCCGCCGCGCUGCCCGCGCCCGACUCUGCUCAACACCACCAGCCAUUCGAUGUCCAGCAAUUGUUCCGGUCACAGCAAGCGGCGGCAGCGGGCGGUCAAGCGGCAGCGGCACAAUUACAAUUACUACAGCAGCAACAACAACAACAAUUUCAAAUACAACAGCAGCUAGCUGCUCAACAAGCUUUCACUCAAGCUCCGUAUGUUAUAAAUGCAGGCCAAGAAGGCGCACCAUACGUAAGCGCGCUGAUAGCGGGUGUACCCCCGUACUAUGGAGUGGCAGCGCCUUGGGGCGUCUAUCCUGGGCUAGUUGCCCAACCAGCCCAGCAACAAGCGCAACAGCCAAGAAGGCCGCUGACUCCCCAGCAGGGGGAGCAGCAGGUGAACGGUCAAGGACAAUAUGUGAUACCGUACUAUGAUCCCGGUUCUCUGGUAAUGGGCGGUCGCAAUGGUACACCGCUGCGGUUGGUGUCGCCAGGCGGCGUUCUCGCCCCACGUCAGUAUCAACCGGCGCCUGCACAUCCAGCCGCCACAGCCGCACCGCCCGCCGGCGCGCAACCGCAGCCGCAACAACCUCAACCUGGCGCUGGUGGUGCGCGACGAGACUCUCUGGAGUUUGGCGGCGGUGGGCCGGCGGCGGCGCUGCAGGAGUAUGCCCGCAAAUGGGGACCCUCGCCGCUGUCGCCGCCCCUCGGCGCCGCGCUCGGGCCCGUUGGCCUCCGACCCGUCUCCGCCGCACCCGGUGCAGAAACUGCCAAGUACAGAGCUGUAAGCAGUUUAGCCCAAGGGCUUACAAGCAAUGGAAUGUUCGGCUCCUCAUCCUCAUUACUCAGCAAACUAAGCGGAGUGGGCACAAUCUCAGAACUGGUGGGUGGCGGUGUGAGCGCAGUGGGCGGGGUGAGCGUGGGCGUGGGUGGCGGCGUGGGUGGGGUGGGCGUCCUGGUGGGUGACAAGCCAGCUGCGGGACGCUCGCGCCUGCUCGAAGACUUCCGCAACAACCGCUUCCCCAACUUACAACUACGUGACCUAGCUAACCACAUAGUCGAGUUCUCGCAGGACCAACACGGCUCUAGGUUUAUUCAACAAAAAUUAGAAAGAGCCACAAUACAAGAGAAACAAAUGGUAUUCAACGAAAUAAUCGGGGCCGCCUAUAGUCUAAUGACAGAUGUUUUUGGAAAUUAUGUGAUACAAAAAUUUUUCGAGUUUGGUACUACAGAACAGAAAACUACGUUAGCACAAAAGGUGCGCGGGCACGUGUUGGCGUUGGCGUUGCAGAUGUACGGAUGUCGCGUGAUACAGAAGGCGCUCGAGUCCAUCCCCGCCGAGCAGCAGCAAGAGGUGGUGCGCGAGCUCGACGGACACGUGCUCAAGUGCGUCAAGGAUCAGAACGGCAAUCAUGUGGUACAAAAGUGCAUAGAGUGCGUGGAGCCGACGGCGCUACAGUUCAUAAUAAACGCGUUCGCCGGUCAAGUGUACGCGCUGUCGACGCACCCGUACGGAUGCCGCGUCAUACAACGCAUCCUCGAACACUGCACGCCCGACCAGACCGCGCCCGUACUCAGUGAACUGCACGCGCACACAGAUCAACUCAUACAGGACCAGUACGGCAACUACGUGGUGCAGCACGUGCUGGAGCACGGCGCGGCGGAGGACCGCGCGCGCCUGGUGGCGGCGGUGCGCGGGAAGGUGCUGCAGCUGUCGCAGCACAAGUUCGCCUCCAACGUGGUGGAGAAGUGCGUCACGCACGCCACGCGCAACGAGCGGGCGCUGCUCAUCGACGAGCUGUGCGGGUUCAAUGACAAUCGUGCAUUUUUCAGUGCCCUCCACGUGAUGAUGAAGGACCAGUACGCGAACUACGUGGUCCAGAAGAUGAUCGACGUGGCGGAGCCGACGCAGCGCAAGGUGCUGAUGCACAAGAUCCGGCCGCACAUCGGAUCGCUGCGCAAGUACACGUACGGCAAGCACAUAAUAGCGAAGCUGGAGAAGUUCUUCAUGAAGACGCCCGAGCUCGGGCCCAUCGGCCCGCCGCCGCCCAACCCGGUCCUGUAG